This is a messenger RNA of Syzygium oleosum, 2148 nucleotides long. RefSeq names its product F-box/LRR-repeat protein At3g26922-like. Gene Ontology annotation, molecular function: protein binding. The transcript is spliced from 5 exons. The record is from RefSeq and is a predicted model, not a curated record. The coding region runs from base 438 to 1958 and encodes 506 amino acids. Lineage: Eukaryota; Viridiplantae; Streptophyta; Magnoliopsida; Myrtales; Myrtaceae.
CCACCCAAAUCGCCGCUGCGUGGAUUCCAUCACCUGGACAAACCGCCAUGUUUUCUUGCUCUUUCUACUAUGUAUCAUCCAUGUGAUCAGCUGCUUUCAUUCAUAUCCAUGUCAUCCUCGGCUUUUCGCGGUUCCAUGUGGUGAUGUCUUUUCUGGGUUCUUGAUGUUUGGAGGGUGGUCAGUCGUUUUCCACUAACCUGUGUAAUAGUUGGUGAAACAAUGGUACAUGGGUGUUGUUGAAGAAAUUUGCUGGCACCCCAUGUGUUUGAUGAAAAGCUUCAAUGACCCGAAGUGCACACUCGUCCCGUGGGGUCGACAUUUUAUGUUCCGUUGCAUAUUUCAUUGUCGAGUGAAUUGGCUCAUUUGUACACCCAUGUCCCCGUUUGUUCUGGCUCUUGUCGUUUAGGCUGGUUUUGCGAUGCUUGUUAAGGUUUAUCAUGAAAUCGCAAUGUGCCUGCCAAUGGAACUCAUUAGACUUAUUUGACCCUGGUCAUGUUGUAGCGAUGCGCAUCAGAUUUGACCUGCAUUCUGGAGAGGUUGUGGAUCUGAUGGAUAGGAACCCUCUGGUUCACAAGGCAAAAUGCCAGCACUUGAAUGAUGCUCGAGAUGUUAACCGCUGCAAGCAACUAUGUGAUCUACCCCAUGCAAUUCUUUUGCGCAUCCUGGCUUUUCUACCAACAGAAGAUGCUGUGCGAACGAGUGUGCUGUCGAGACGGUGGGAGUAUUUGUGGACGUCCAUUCCUUGUCUUGUCUUCAUAGAAGAAAAUAUCGAUGGGAGGAUGCUUUUCAGGAACUUCGUGGAGAGAGCAUUGUUACUUCGUGACUCGUCUUCUUUGAAAGCUUUUUCUCUCACGUGCAAGGUUGACAGUGAAGAAUAUCUUGACGGCAACGAAUCUCGUGUCAAUCUGUGGAUUACUGCUGCAAUACGCCGCAAUGUUGAAGACCUCCGCCUGCACCUUAAACUUGGUCAUGGUGCUACUGUGUACAUGUUACCUCGUUGCAUAUUUAGGUGUGAAACUCUGAGAGAACUCCAUCUAGAAAUGAACCAUGACCUCAAGCUUCCUUCCUUAGUUUGUCUUACAAAUCUAAAGGUCUUAACUCUUACGGGAGUUCAGUUUAGAGAUGAUAAUUCAGUGGAGAAGCUGCUUUCGUGCCCUUCCCUUGAGAAAUUGUCUCUUUACAGCUGCGAGUGGAAUCUUGAGGUUUUGGAAAUUUCUGCUCCCAACCUUUUGUACUUGACUAUUGUAGAAGAUGUCUUGGCUUCUGGUAUCCGGAACUCCCAAGUAAGGAUCCAUGGAGCUUGUAUCAAGUCCUUCGACUAUUUUGGUGAAUUAUUUUAUGACUAUGUUAUAUUGAGCUCCAGCUCAUUAGUUGAGGCUUCCAUUGGGUGUCAUCAUGACGAGACUGAGAAAAAUAUCGAUCAAGGCGCCUGCCAUUUAUAUAAGCUCUUGAAGGCUGUUUCUAACGUAAAACAAAUGUUUUUAUCCAUCGAAUUUCUUGAGGAUUUGGAUGAGAGAGAGGAUAUUCUCAAUCUCAACUCCCUUCCAAUCUUCCAUAGUCUAACGAAAUUGAUAUUAGACGACUGUCACGUGAAUUUAGAAUCUAGAGCACUUUUGUUGUUGCUCAGUGGAUGCCCUAUUUUGAAGAGUCUUGAGUUCUCUGGGAGCAUUCUUGUGGUCUCUAAAAAUGAAGACUGGACAUUGGACCCCAUGCCUCCGUGUCUUCCUUUGUCGCUCAAGGAGAUUACGAUUCGUUGCUUCCAGGGGACUGAUUUGGAAUUGUUGGCUGUAAGGAUUUUGCUCAGGACAGCUGCAGUUUUGGAGAAAAUGUUGAUUCACUGUUCAAGGCGCUGUUCGAGGACUUUUCAAGGGAACUUGACGGAACACUUGAAUGAGCUCCCUACAGCUUCAAAUCAAUGUACGAUCUUUGUCAAAGCGUGGGCACCUGGAAUUCUAUAGCAUUUGACAUCCGUAAUUUGGUUAAAUUCAAACUUGUGUUCUGAUGACUCAGAUUUUGUAAUUGUUUUGAGUCGAUGGACAUGUGAAUUUCAAGUUCUGUUCUACUAAUCAUCGAUGCAUCCAUUGUCAUAGCUGGACUACUUCAAUCAUCCUACUUGACAAGUCAAUAUUCACGGUAUGUGUUGGGCUA